Messenger RNA from Drosophila eugracilis, 5408 nucleotides. RefSeq lists its product as uncharacterized. Bases 249 to 4850 code for a protein of 1533 amino acids. The transcript has 7 exons. The record is from RefSeq and is a predicted model, not a curated record. Gene Ontology annotation, cellular component: cytoplasm. Gene Ontology annotation, biological process: organelle organization. Lineage: Eukaryota; Metazoa; Arthropoda; Insecta; Diptera; Drosophilidae.
UAGUUUAAUUAAACGAAAAAAUACUGCACUGCACUUUAUCCGUAGAUUGGCAGAUUUUUUAAAAAACUAAACCUGGUCACUCUAUACUCAAUAUUUUUGAUUGUUGUUUCUCACUCGAAAAAAAUAUAAACAAACGAGUGAAUACUAAAAUGUGCGGUCCGGCGACGCGUUUUAUUUAUGCGGCUUAAUACCGCUUGCUUAAAAUUAUUACAACUUGGCAGCACAACAACGCUGAAGCGUGAGCCACCAUGGUGAAGAUCCUGCAGGCCUACAACUUUGCCAGGCAACAGACCUACGCUCUGAACGGCGAUAUCCUGGCUGCCAGUCUGAUCGGUAACAACCGGAUAGCCAUUAGCAGUGCAGAGCAGUUCAUUGAGAUCUACGACAUUUCGGGCAAGCAACCCCAGUCAGAGGAAACCAGGAGGGCACAAUCGGUAGAAGAAUCAUCCAAUGACGCGCCCGGAGAAACUUGCACUAGCGGUGCCGAUGAGAGAACGCCGAGCAGAAGCACGCUGGCAACAGUGGGCGAGGUGGUGCAACUGAUUUACUGUGAGGCUGGCAAAUACCUGCUCACCUUGGAGAAGGAGCAGGCGGGUAGUCCGGUGCACUCCUCUUCGACCAUCAGCUGCACCUCGAGCAGCAACAGCAAUACGGUCUGCUCCGAGGACGACACCAAAAUGUUUGUACGCAUAUAUGCAAACUUCUGGAAGUUCCCGGACAGUCGGCUAAAUGAGCUACCCAUCACCAUUCGGAUAGCGUCGAUGACCACGCCCAAGACGCCACUGGUGGAGAGCAUCGAUGUUAUCGAGUUGCCACUGCGCAGUCCGCCGGAGCUGGUGCAGUGCUGUCAGACCUCCGGCAACAUCAUUGUGAGCAGCCGUGACAGGAUCUACCUGUACGAGUAUACCCAGUGUGUUCACGAGAACACUCAGCCCAGAUUCGCCUUCAUCGACUUCCUGCCCUUCAAGUUUUUCGUGCAGCUUAAUUUCGUUCCAGUACGACUGAGUUUGGCGGAGAACGUUAUCGCCUGCCUCAGUCAUCGCUAUUGCGUGGCCUUCAAGGUGGUGGAUGCUCUCGCGAGCAGAGUAAGUGGAGGUCAGGAUGUGAGCUGCCUGGAUAAUGACUACGGUGGCGGGGACGAGCCACUUUCGGAGUCUAUAAGUAUGGGAAGCAAGGGUAGUGCGAGUGGCGCCGGUGGAGGCGUGGUCAGUUCAAGCCACAGCCAGCAAAGCUGUGAAAGUGACUCCCUGCAGUCGACAAGUAGCGGAAAACCACAAGUAGUCAUGAAUGGAGCCUUGCCGGGACGGUCGCCGUUAGACUUCAAUGUAGCAAAACUGGUGAAUAAUGCCUACGGCAGGGAGUUCGAGCCGGAAUUGCGCUCUCAGUGGGAUGAGGGCGACUUCGGGGCAGGAAAGAGUCAGGAUGACAGCCAGGAUAUUACCAUCAGCCCCCAACGAGCCGCUGACAUUAAAAUCAAACUGGUCAAUGAGGCCAAGGCCAUGAAUGUAAGGGGUAUCGCGGGUGGCAUCCAUCUUGACGAUGCCUCGGUGCAAUAUGAUGUGCGUAAACUAUUGCAGAUCUGUAUAAAGACCUCGGAGAACCAGCCGCGUGUUCUGGAUAUUCUUCGUUGUAUGGACCUCAAGGCCAUCUACCAAAGAAGCAAUCAGGGAGUGGACCAAGAGGACGACGAGUACGAUAUGGGCAACCAACAGGUGCCCAGUGCAGUGACCACCUUCAAGCAUGUCAACCGCCGGACUCUUAAGUCUUCGCAGCAUCAGAGGUGCAUUGGUCACGCUCUCCUGGUGGCAAGCAGUGUGGACGGUUUCUUGUACCAGUUUUCAGCCCAAGGAAAGUGGUACAGUGAGAACGAAAAGCCGGUGGCCUGCUACAGCUUUACGGCCCCGGUCAUCCAGGUCCACAUCAACGACUACGUCGUAUAUGCAGUGACUUCCGAGUCCGUGGAAACUCACACCUCGCGCAUCGGUCACAAGCUCUUUCAUAAUCGCUUUGAGUAUCCUUCGAUUGGCGGCUUGUUCCCAGAGGAAUCCGCUCCGGAUGUCAGUUCGCCCAUUGCAGUCGUAGGACUCGCGGCCUUCAUGCACGUUCAAUUCGUGUGUGUGAACAGGGAACAGUUGGUGCUCAUCACAAACGCAGCUCUGGAACAGCACAAACGACGCAGUAUGGGCGAGGUACCCAGCGCUCAAGUGGUGACUGUCAAGAGGAACAUUGCCGCUCGCCUGCUGGCCGAGGCAAAGGCCAAGCAUAGUAGUCUGCUGAGGAGCAGCAGUGCAGCCCAGUCCUCGUCGGUGCCCAACGAGUGGACGCUUUACAACCUAGAGGUGCCUAAGGUGGAGUGCGUUAUCGAGGACCUUGAGGGCAUUGCAGAAUCGUAUCGCAGUGCGAGCAGCUGCAAUUUCUACGAUCUCAUGGAGGAGGCGCAUGUCAUGCUUAGGCUAGGUCUCACUCUGCAGGGUGAGCGCUUGGGGACGGAGCGCGAGCUCCUGCUUCGAAAAAUGUUCGUGGAAAACUGCCGAAGCCUGGCGGAUUUCUCAAUACGUUCCAGCAAACAGGAGGUGUAUCUGCAGGCUACAGGUUUCUACAGGAUGUGUCAGCUUCAUCUCGUUGACAUCUUCAAUCACUAUAUAGAGAACUUUAUGGACGGUGAAAGUGAGGAGAUACCUGAGCUCGCAGGACUGAUCUAUACAGUAAAGCUGUUUUUGCUUAGCUUGGGGACAGAUCGCUCAAAGUCGGCCUUCCUAAAUCAAACAGUUCGUCCUUACUUUACGCCAGCUCGUGUGAUUCAUCAGGGAUACAAACAAGUUCCACUCUCGCUGGAGUUCCUUAACAUGUUCAUCAAGCAUGCACCGGCGGACAUUCCGCAGAUAAUGUUGGUCUCACCAGUUGUGGGGGACUCUAUGAGUGGAGAGCUGAUUAACUAUUUGAAGUACUUGAACAAGCUUUCCCCCGAUGAAAACCUGCUGCUGGCUGUGACUGCCUGCCGAAUGUCCAACUAUUUGCUGGCCCAGGAGAUAGUUUCAAAGUCCUCGAGGCGGAACUUGGCCACCGCACUAAUUCGGCACAAGAAUGUUUUGUUCGACGACAGUACUGUGAUCUAUCAACGGCGACAUCAGCAGCAAGCUGAUUCUCAUGCAUCGGGAUCGCGGUCUAAGAAAUCUCGGCGAAUGGGAGGGAAGAGCAGAUCCGCUGCGUCUGGUACGCCAACUCCAAAUAGCAUCGUGUCCUUCUCAGAUUUCUGCGAGACGAUUCUGCUGGCCAACGAGCAGCCAGCUUUAAUAGAAGCAAUCAGCGAUGCCUUUAUCCAUGCGCUAUGCAUCGAGCAUAGCAUGACUUUAGACGUAAUUUUGCAGUUGUUCCUCAACUACAUUGCCUCGCACAUCGGUCAGAAAGGAUACCAGACCUCUCAGAAAGUGCUCGUUAACAUUCUGCAGGUCUACUUCUACGAUCUUUAUGACGUUAGCUCGUCUCUACAGCCGCAUGAGAUUCGAUCGCAAACACCGCCACAACUGGACGACGACUAUGAUGAAGAGUGCAGCAGUUCUCGGGCGCCUUCACUGCACAGCGAAGCGGAUGCCCAGUCACUGUCUAGUUCUUGUGCUAGUUCGGCGCAUGAAGAACGUUCAGCUAGUCUGUCGAUCAGUAACAGACAGCAACGAAUCGUCUACGACCAACUGCAGGAGCAACAGUCUUCUCCCUUUCAGAAGCGCAAUUCAAAUGCCUCGCUAUCACAGCCCCAACCAGAUGACGAUGUGGCUGCCAGCAAUCUUAAGGGUCUCAAAAUCCUGUUUCGAAUGUACAUGGGCCGGUUGAAGGCCCUGAGUGAUCUCAUCACAGACCUACAGUCCGCGGACAUCGAACAGCAAGCGAGCCGAGAGGAGUUCAUGAACCUGCGAAUGGAAUGCAUCUCAUACAUGGUGGGAAUGGCACCUAAUUAUUGUCCCAAGCCGAUAAUAAGGAAUCCCAAUGAUCCGCUGUCUGGCAAACUUAUUUAUGUUCCCAUCAUUCCGGACUAUAAGUUACCCGAGGGAGCAGAGUAUGAUCGCCACAUUAAGAGCUAUAUUCGCCCAAUUCCCUGCCUACUGGAGCGACCUCAGUAUCUUAAUCGCCUUCCUCCCUUCGAACGCAGCGACUUUAGCUAUCCAAACAAGGACGACGGCGAGUUCGAGGUUCGCUUUCUCAGCUGGCAUAACGAGUUGCUAACCCUCACCCUGAAAAUUCAGAGUUUGCUAAGUUCCACCAAGGUGGAUCGUGAGAUUAUCUCGGAGUUUCUUGCUUUCAUACAGAAGACACCGCAUUUGAUGGGCAUCGACAGCUUCUUAGUCAUUGUGUUGCCUAAAAACUUGGCCAUAAACUAUCUGCUUAGCUUUUGUCCAGCCUUUUUGUGGCAAUAUGGAAAGUCCUGCGGAUUUACGCCCAAGCACUGGGAGAGCCUGUUGCGGAAAAUUCUCAGCAAACAGGAGGCGUUGCCUAACUGGAAGGCACACAUUACGGAGAUCUUAAACAAUCUGGUGGCGGAACUGAGCUUUGAAGAACUUCUGCAAUGCUUUCCCAGCGAGGUGAUUCAAAAUAGAAACGCGGCGCAGUACUUUGCCAAGGAAUUCUCCGAGACGACUGUUCUUUAUGAGCAUGAUGAGCUUGUCUUUAAGACUCCUGAUCGCAAAGAGGGACACAGAGAACACAUGCCGAUGGACAACAUAGACGAGGACAAUGUGUUCGAGCUAACGCUUCGCAAGGCGGUCGCCAAGCAGCGGAGCAUUGCAUUGAGGUCGAUGAUCGAAUCCACAGGAACCCAGCUGUUUGACGCUACCAGUAAUCCUAUGUACAACCUGUAGACGGUCUACAUUCCACGUUGAACUAGUUAAAGGAAGUUAUCAAAUUGAAAUUCGAUGAGAUUGAUUGAUAUUAACGUAGCAGAGUAGUGAGCACGGAAAGCUUUGAUUCUAAUCCAUAAAUUGGUCGAUAUAUAUUUUGUAGUUUUAGGACACACCCAUGACGAGGCAUAAUUUAUAGACAUUCUAUGUGACACAAAACGCAACAUGAUUUAUGGAGCUGUGCUGAUGGGGAACAACUCCUAGGCUGAAGGUUGUAAAAUAACAAGCUCGUAGCGAACUUACGCGGUAGUUGCCAUAUUUAUUAAAACAGAUUCAUGAGCGGUAGCUUCUAGGAAACCCCAUCUCUAUUUGCACUUGUAUGCAAUGCUUAUCCAAGUUUCCUUUGAACUGUAUUUUAGAAACCUUAAAGUAUUUUUACUGUAUUAUUAUAUUAGUUUCAUAGUCCCCUUAUUAAUCUAACACACCCAGGCACACUCUCUUACGACAACAACAAAAUCAAGUGAUAUUUUUAAUUCUUUCAUUGAAUCUGAACAAUAAAAGCAUAAUUACAUUACAAUA